AUGAACACCAUCAUAGCACCUCGACUCCAACUCAUCGAGAUCGAAGACCAACCAUGGUGUCCCUCCUGGCUCCGAGCGCACUCCUGCGCAUCGUUAGCACGCAUGUGGAGGACCUCAACCAGUUCAGCAGGUUCACCAUCCACGCAAGCCUGUGACAUCCUCCUUACCAGACUAGGCGGUCUUUGCCAGGCCUCUCAAUUCACCUACGUGGAUGCCUGUGCCGGCGCAGGGGGUCCCACACCAUUAAUGGAAGCGACAUUAAAUGCACGACUUGUAGAAGCUGGAUACAAACCUGUGCAAUUCGUCCUUACGGACUUGUAUCCGGACCAUGAUGCCUGGAAACGAAUCACUUCGCGUUCGGAGAAUGUCUCCGCGAUUUGGGAGCCUGUGGAUGCUACCCAGCCGAGAAAGAUGGCUCCAAAGGGCAGCAAAGAGUGCAGGAUCUUCAAUCUUUGUUUUCAUCAUUUCGAUGAUCGGAGGGCCAGGGAGGUGUUGAAGAGUGCUGUGCAGAACACGGAUGCGUUUUUAAUCUUCGAAAUGACCCAUCGCACGCCCACGGCUUUCAUGAAUGUCACCAUGGUAAUUUUCUCGACAUACAUCUUCUCGUUGGUGGACUGGUGGUUUUCACCCCUGGUAUUGCUGUUUACUUAUUUGAUCCCUCUUAUCCCGCUCUAUUAUGCCAUUGAUGGUCUAGCUUCGUGUUUUCGAACAAGGACGCCAGAGGAGACGUGGAAGUUGCUUCCUGAUGAGAAGGAGCUGGAUUUAAGUCUAUGGAGGUUUGAGAGUGGUCGGGCGUUGGUAUUACCGCCCUUUGGAACGCUGUAUUGGUAUUCUGGUGUGAAGUCGUAG
Ramularia collo-cygni is the source of this 849-nucleotide messenger RNA. RefSeq lists its product as uncharacterized. NCBI's taxonomy places the organism in Eukaryota, Fungi, Ascomycota, Dothideomycetes, Mycosphaerellales, Mycosphaerellaceae. Gene Ontology annotation, molecular function: ATP binding. The transcript has 2 exons. The coding region runs from base 1 to 849 and encodes 282 amino acids. The record is from RefSeq and is a predicted model, not a curated record. Gene Ontology annotation, cellular component: membrane.